AUGAAUGGCCCGAUCGAGAAUAAGUUUCGUUUGGAAACUCCAAAUCAACAUACGCAAUUAAAGCCGCCGUCGUCGUUGACUGAGUUUGCCGACAGUGGUGUGAUCAGUCGUAACACACCAAUAUCGUCGAUUGACGAAAAAAACUCAAAUCACAGUCAUGACAAUAGCGAUGAUCAAUCGAUCACUACCGAAGUCCAAUAUUUGUCAAACAUUCGCAAACCGAAACUUCAAUAUAAGAAAUGGGCUGAAAAUAUGCAAUAUUCUAACUGCUUAGUGACCUAUCUUGAUCAUCCAUCAGCGAUUUUCAUACAAUUAAUUCAGGACGCGGAAAGAUUUCAACUAAUGCAUCAAGAUAUGAAUCGUCAUUACAUGGAUAAUUUGAAUAUGUUCUCAAAUAUCUCCAUUCAUGCUUUCAACAUUGGUGAUUUUUGUGUAGCAUAUUCAACUCGAUAUUUCGAAUUUUUUCGCGCACGAAUUUUGAAUAUUGAUCAAACGAAGAAACAAUAUUUGAUAAUCUAUGUCGAUUUUGGUAAUUCCGAGUGGGUGCAUUCCAAAGGUAUUCGUCCUCUUCAUCCUCAAUUUGCCGAAUUAGAAGUUCAAGGGACUCCUGUAACUCUUUCUCAUACUCUUCCAAAGAAAGAUCUGAAAACCGGGACAAUUGAAUGGGAUACAAGUGCUGGUAGACAAUGCACAAGAAAAUUACGGCGAUUACUGAUUAAGCCUCACGGCGAGCCGUUCUUAUUCGUAAUUGUUAGAUUUUUAUCAAAUGAACGUUGGUGGCCAUUACCUUUUGUUGACAUUAAAGUCGACGAAUUGAUUCGAGAUCUAGCUGAAAUAUUACAUCGUGAUGGUUUGGCACGUUUAACACGUAAUAAUAAAGAUUUGAGGAUGAUCUAUCCGAAUUUUGGUAACUACCAGAAUGAACAUUUGAUCUUUGGUUCACUAUCCUCGGAACGAUUGGAAAAUCGUUAUCGAUGA
Molecule: messenger RNA, 978 nt
Organism: Adineta ricciae
Lineage: Eukaryota; Metazoa; Rotifera; Eurotatoria; Adinetida; Adinetidae
Source: the annotation of a GenBank genome assembly